AUAAACAGUACAUCGUCAGCAAGGAAGUCGGUUCUUAAAAGGAUCCGAUUCAAAGAGCCGACUCUCCUUAAAACGAUACAUAACUAAUCCAAACACUGUAUCCACCGCAACACAUUACACACACUUAUUCUCUCCAGCACACGGAGUAGCGGUCAUGCUACAGCCUGCACAAAUGGCCGACGGACAGGCCGCGCAGGUUCUGAUGCUGGCAGUGCAAUCACUGUAAAGCAACAUUGCAAGCAAACAAACAAACUGAUGUCAGCAAGUGCAGCACGUUGCAAUUAAGAGCAAUCAUGUCCAGAAGCAAGAGCUCCGAGUCCGUGAAAGUGGUGGUACGGUGUCGCCCUAUGAAUGAAAAGGAGCGUGCUGCAAACUUUGAGAGGGUGGUGUCUAUGGAUGUAAAGCUGGGCCAGAUCCUAGUGCGUAAUCCAAGAAGUGGGUUCACUCAUGAACAUCCCAAAGUUUUCACUUUUGACUCGGUCUAUGACUGGAACUCAAAGCAGGUUGACCUCUACGAUGAGACCUUUAGGCCACUGGUGGACUCAGUAUUGCUGGGCUUCAAUGGCACCAUCUUUGCCUAUGGACAGACAGGUACCGGAAAGACGUACACAAUGGAAGGGGUACGCCAUGACCCAGAAAAAAGAGGGGUUAUUCCUAACUCAUUUGAGCACAUUUUCACACACAUCUCACGAUCACAGAACCAGCAGUAUCUGGUCAGGGCAUCAUAUUUGGAGAUCUACCAGGAGGAGAUCAGGGACCUGUUAUCAAAGGACCAGUCUCGUCGCCUCGAGCUAAAAGAGAGACCUGACACAGGUGUUUAUGUCAAAGACCUUUCUUCAUUUGUCACUAAAAGUGUCAGGGAGAUUGAACAUGUCAUGAAUGUAGGAAACCAGAAUCGGUCAGUUGGCUCAACCAACAUGAAUGAACAUAGUUCUCGUUCACAUGCAAUAUUUGUUAUCACUGUUGAAUGCAGCGAGUUGGGUCCAGAUGGGGAGAACCAUAUCCGUGUUGGAAAACUCAACUUGGUUGACUUGGCAGGAAGCGAAAGGCAAACAAAAACCGGUGCGCAAGGAGAACGACUAAAGGAGGCAACCAAAAUCAAUCUCUCCCUGUCUGCUUUGGGUAAUGUCAUUUCUGCAUUAGUGGAUGGGAAAAGCACCCACAUUCCAUACAGAGAUUCUAAGCUUACCCGUCUCCUCCAGGACUCUUUGGGAGGUAAUGCCCGAACUGUCAUGGUGGCCAACAUUGGCCCUGCCUCCUACAAUGUAGAGGAGACUCUUACUACGCUACGUUAUUCAAACCGUGCCAAAAACAUAAAGAACAAACCACGCAUUAACGAGGACCCCAAGGAUGCCCUUCUGCGGGAGUUUCAGGAGGAAAUUGCUCGUUUGAAGCAGCAGUUGGAGAAACGAUCAGGGAAAAAGAAGAAGAAAAGGCGGAAGAAGAGAGUUGGGGAGGGAGGGGAGGAAUUGGAUGAUGAUGAAGAUGAAGACGAUGAUGAUGAUGAUGAUGAAGAAGGGGCAGAUGGGAAUAAAAAUAACACUGAUGAUUAUUGGCGGGAGCAGCAGGAAAACCUUGAGAAAGAGAAGAAAGCAAUCAUGGAGGAUCACAGUCUGGUGGCAGAGGAGAAACAGCGGCUGCUUUUGGAGAAAGAGAAGAAGAUGGAUGACCUCUGUCGGGAAAAGGAGGCAUCUGAAAUGUUGGCAGCUAAAGUCAAGGCUAUGGAGAGCAAGCUGUUGGUUGGAGGGAAGAACAUUGUUGACCACACUAAUGAGCAGCAGAGAAUUUUGGAGCAGAAAAGGCAAGAAAUUGCUGAACAGAAAAGGCGCGAACGGGAAAUGCAGCAAGCAGUGGAGUGCCGUGAUGAAGAGACACUUGAGCUGAAGGAGACAUACAGCUCAUUGCAGCAGGAAGUUGACAUAAAGACAAAGAAACUUAAAAAGCUCUUUGCCAAGCUGCAGGCAGUGAAGGUAGAGAUCCAUGAUGCCCAGGAGGAACACAUUAAAGAGAGACAAGAGCUGGAGCAGACACAGAAUGAACUGACCAGAGAACUCAAACUAAAGCAUUUGAUCAUUGAGAACUUCAUUCCCCUAGAGGAAAAGAAUAAGAUCAUUUUGAGGGCCACCUUUGACGAGGAGGAUGACUCUUGGAAAAUGAAACCCAUUGCUCGUGUUCAAGAUGAUCAGCAGAUGAUGAAACGGCCAGUGUCUGCAGUGGGAUACACCAGGCCGAUAGCUCUGCAUGCACGCAUGGCCAUGAUGAUGCGCCCUGAUCCAAGAUAUAGGGCUGAGAAUAUUCUGAUGCUGGAACUUGACUUGCCCACACGCACCACUAAAGAAUACGAGGAGCCCAUGAUUGCGCCAAAGGUGGCUGCUGCUUUAGAAGAUGCGCUCAGGGAGGAGGAUGACAUCCAAGUGGAUGCUUCAGCUUUGGGCCUUGGUGGAUUUAACAAAAAAACAAAAACAAGUCGUCCCAAAACAGGCAAGAAGGUGAGCACCCCAACGUCAGCCCACAGCCCGUCCAGCUCAGGAUCUUCCCUCUACCCACAGUCUCGUGGCCUUGUGCCUAAAUAACACUUUUGACUUUCUUACUAUAAACAGACUGUGUGUUUUUUGCCAUGGUCUGGGAUUACAGGCUGAAGGUUAUUGCUAAUCUCCAAAUUAUAAAAUGUAUACUUGAAAUGUAUACAUUUAUGAGGAGGCAGGCCAAGGUGAUGCAUCUUCUCAUUCAAAUGAUACAAAACAAAAACCAUGUCUGUGUUUUUUCUUAACUUUUAGCAAGCAUAAUUAGGACUACUUUAAAUGCUGAAGUUCUGCUGCUGAAUGGUUUACAACAGUUAAAUGUGCAAUCAAAAAAAAAGAGCUUUGCUGAAGAGAUGAGUGAGCAGGUUUCAUGACAUUGAUGUUCAGAUGUUGGUUUCUGUCUGAUUUUUUUUUUUUUUUUUUUUUUUUUAAAUGUCUGGUCUUGCUGAUACCUGAGAGUAAAAUUCUACAUCCUCUUUCUGGUCUUAUAGUGCAGUGGCACAGAUAUCUAGACCAUAGUUGACAACUCCAUUGUAUGUACAGAUAUUGGGUUGUAUCUACUGUAGGUAGAUAUGUUUUUUUUUUUUUUUGUAGGUUUAACAAAUUGAAAGGCUCAUUUAAGGAUUUCACUGGGUGGCAGCAGGCCAUCUGCUUGCCUCCAAAUACGCGCUGUAGAGUUAUCUAGUGAGAGAGAGAGAGCACAUUACACCACAGGUCCAGUUUCCAACAGCACCUACAUCCUACCUCCCAUUCCUUUUACCACCAGGAGCCAAGGGUGUGAGGAAAGGAAGGAAAAAGGAGUGGGUCUGGAUUGAACUGAUAUUAAUUAGAGCUGUAAUGCUGUUCCUUUGGGUCACCCAAGUUGGAAGGAUUGGAGUGGGGAGCUAAAACAGGUCAAGACACACCUAAUAAUCAGGGUCCUAAGGUGCCUUACCUACCCUUCAUUCAUUCAUCUUCUAUACCUCUUAUUCUGUAUAGGGCUGGGGGGGCAUGGAGGCUAUCCUAGGAAACUUAGGGCACACCCUGGACAUUGCAGAGCACACACACAAUCAACGGGCAAUUUGGGAACGGGAAUACCAAUUAAACUGCAUGUCUUUGGAUUCUGGUAGGAAACCCAUCAAGCAUGUGAACAUGCAAACUGCACGGACACUGACCCGAGGCAGGUGGACCCUGGAGAUGCAAAGCCACAGUGCUAACCACUAUGCCACCGUGCCGCCUUACCUUCUCUUUUUACUCAGAAAAUCAAGCGUCUGACUCAUUGCUCCGAAUGUCCCUUGAAACGAACAGAUUGCUUUAAAUUAAAAUAGAAAUGCAAGCGCCAGUGCAACAAACCAUCACAGUUGCUUUGCAACAUCACUGUGCUUUUCCUUUCAGAGCAUCUGUAGAUGGUAAGGUUUUGUUCCUUCAUUAUUUACUAUAAGAUUCCCUAUUUAUGAAAAAAAAAAUUAUAAUCUAACUGAUAAACUGCAAUAUCCUCCUUAUCCCACCUUCUGCCUUACCAGUAAGGGUGACACCAUUGCUUGCUGCUACUGUAGGGUUUAAUUAAACCCAUGUAUACUGUGUGUAUGUGUAUACAUAUAUAAAAGAUUAAUAGUCAUAUAGCAACAUCUAAAAUGCUAACUUAUCGUACUGAACCUGUCUGUUUUAUUUACAACUCUGGAUACCUUUUGUGUCUUUUUGCCAUAGAAUGUAGUCUUUUUUUCUUGUGUAUUAUUUAAUGUGUACACACAUUUUUGCAUUAAUGAUUUUAAGAGACUAUUUUAUGUUGUCUUGUUCCUGUGAUAUCUUUGGAUUUCUAUUCAAUUGUAUGCAUCUUGUUACAAUGUUUAGCUUUUUCUCGAUGUUGUGUUGUGUGUUGUUACAUUGGUAUAGAAAUAAUGAACAGGAAAGCCAUUUGGUUAUAAAAGUUUAAAAGGGAGAACACUAAUGAAAAUGCACUUCAUAUGUAAUGCUUGUUUAAUUCAUCUGGUUGUAUAAAUCAAAACCUGAACCUGAACCCAGCUUUUUUUUGUAUUUCAUUUUAGACCACAACUGCAUUGUUUUUUUAAUUAUGAAUU
Messenger RNA from Clarias gariepinus (North African catfish), 4579 nucleotides. It is a transcript of the gene kif3b, whose product is annotated as kinesin family member 3B. Gene Ontology annotation, biological process: microtubule-based movement. Lineage: Eukaryota; Metazoa; Chordata; Actinopteri; Siluriformes; Clariidae. Bases 294 to 2573 code for a protein of 759 amino acids. The transcript is spliced from 9 exons. Gene Ontology annotation, molecular function: microtubule binding; ATP binding; microtubule motor activity. The record is from RefSeq and is a predicted model, not a curated record.